Messenger RNA from Notothenia coriiceps (black rockcod), 1228 nucleotides. Its product is annotated as cornifelin homolog B-like. The transcript has 4 exons. The record is from RefSeq and is a predicted model, not a curated record. Lineage: Eukaryota; Metazoa; Chordata; Actinopteri; Perciformes; Nototheniidae. The coding region runs from base 147 to 575 and encodes 142 amino acids.
CUGCAGCAUUGUUCGGGCUUACUUGCCCAAUGCAUGAGGUGCCGCUCCUCAUACAAGGCAUAUUCCCCCUGCAAUUGGACGUGACAACAAGGCUUUCAGCUUAAUCAGGUUCAUUUCUAUCCAGCUGUGGUGAAGUUACAGAGCCAAUGGCAUACCCUUUGACAGACUGGAACACGGGCCUCUUUGACUGUUGUGAGGACACCAGCACCUGUUGCUAUGGUUUCUGGUGCUGCCCUUGUCUGGCCUGCACAGUUUCAGGGAGGUUUGGAGAGAACCGUUGUCUCCCAUUAUGUGACAUGCUCACCCCCGCUAUCACAGCCGCCUGCGGCCUGCCGCUGUGUGCGCCUCCUGCAGCGCUAGCUCUACGGGUCGGCAUUCGACACAGAUACGGUAUCAAGGGUUCCCUUUGUAACGACAUUGCGAGUUCCUGUUUCUGUGAGUGGUGCUCCUGGUGCCAGAUGCAACGUGAGUUAAAGUUUCGCAAGAAAAACAAUGUGGUCAUUGUCAACAUGCAGCCUCCUCCAGUCAUGAGUGUUCCUGCUGGUUUCAUGGCCCAACCAGGAGUUAGAUACUGAGCCUUUCAGCUUCUCAUUGGUCUGCUCUGUCUUGUGAACAACGUUUGAUUUAGCUCAGAUUAUCGGUGGUGUUGUGGUCCUUUAGUGUAAAAAAACAUUAUUUGUGUCUAGGUGUGGGAGACAGUGCUUGUUUUACCUUGCUUUAUGUUUUUCAGUAUUGUAAUAAUUUUUGAAUCAUGUCUCCUUGGCAUUAACGCAUGCGGGUUCAAUUUCAGUCCCAUAUUGCCACAAUAAUGAUAAUCAUGCCAAUUGGUAGAUAAGUUACUUUCCUGUUUCCUGAACAUUUCCAAAAAACUUUUCCCUUUCUCUCGGGUUCUAAUGAAGUUUACCCAAAUGGCUUUUGAAGGAUAUUUAAACCACUGUAGAUUUGUCUAACCAUGUGUAGAUUUUAUUUUUAUUUUGAAGUAUUUCUUUUUAAUCUACAUGCAGCAUUUAUUGCAUAAAAGUUAAAAAAAAGCAUUUUCUAGAAAAUUGAUUCUUUGUUUCUUCAAUCCUUACAUGAUUUUGUGACUUUCAAAUGAUUCUGUUGGUUUGUUUGUUAAAAAAAGUGAAGUGAAGUUUUUCCAUUUACCAGUUAACAUGUAAUACUGUGUUGACUGAGUUUCUUAACAUAACAAUAAAGAAUCAUAUUUUGUUUAAUUGCUUAUUAAAAA